AUGAAUGCUUCUUCAUCAAUGCAGAAGAGAGGAAAAAUGCAAAGAGUGAAAGCCUAUCCUCAGCCUUUUGACUUAAUCUUCCAAGUUGUUUGUAGCAAGGACACUUUUGACACAGAGUUCAUGGCGGCAAAAAAGAUUAUUGAGUCGUUUCGCCAAAAAAGGGAAGACUUUGAAAUCGAUGCUGUAAGUUCGUCGGGAAUGACUGCCCUUACCCAGUGCGUUCUGGAUGGCAACUUGAAGAGCGUCAAAGCCUUGGUUGCUCUCGGAGCCAGUGUGAACAAGAAAGAUGGUCAAGGCUAUACACCAUUGCACUACGCUGCAAGCGAAGGCUACAUCAAGAUUGUUAAGUUCUUGCUAAGGUGCAACGCUGAUGUGCGAGCUGUUAAUCGUGACCAGGAGAAGCCAAUGGAUAUUGCGGACGGGGAAGAUGUGCGUAAACUUUUGUCUCGGGUUGCUUUAGUCUAUUCACCUGUUAGCAGGUCACCGACACGCCGAAUUAGCUCACCUGGUUGGUUAUAA
Molecule: messenger RNA, 519 nt
Organism: Porites lobata
Lineage: Eukaryota; Metazoa; Cnidaria; Anthozoa; Scleractinia; Poritidae
Source: the annotation of a GenBank genome assembly